Messenger RNA from Notodromas monacha, 4740 nucleotides. The record is from the annotation of a GenBank genome assembly. NCBI's taxonomy places the organism in Eukaryota, Metazoa, Arthropoda, Ostracoda, Podocopida, Cyprididae.
GCCGGCGCGCAAUGGCCGCAAUCAUAAUUCGUAACAUCGCGCCAAUUGUGCACGUGAAAAGACUUGCGUGAUUCUCUCUGGAACGGCGCGCGUACUCGUGAUGUGGAAACAUCUUGUGAGCCAAAAAUGAUGUUCCUUGUGAUGAUAUUUAGGACUCGCUGUUCAGCCUUCAUGGAUUAGGCGGAGAGCAAGAUCAUAUGCCGCGACUCCGCCGAUGUGUGUUUAGAAAAUUUUUCAAUUGCAAAUGAUGACAAUGACGGCGAAUGCCGCCCGCACCUUUCCGAAACAUUCCCCGUAUGGAAAAUCCGAGCUCAAAACCUAUGGGAAAGGUCGUCCAGCAAGUUAUAAGUAUUCCCGCGGUCGUCAGAUGAUUGAAGCUGUCGAGAAGAAAACUCGUAGCUCUGGGCCUGUUGAUCGCAAGCAAUGGUCCAGUUAUAGUCCACGAAAUUUUCCAUCCACCCCUGAAGACCGACGUCAUCCACGGAGUCCUGAGCAGAGUAGACAUUAUAAUCUGCAGAAAAAGCGAUAUGCGUCGGAAGGAAUCAAUCGCCAGGGAGGAACUCGAUUCCCGUCCAAUUCGAAAUCAUAUCACCGGAAAGAUGAUCGCAUGCAGUACUCGUCAAAGCCGCUUUCACUCACGCGUCCACUUCAAAAAACCUUGCGGAUCCGCCGCUCUCGAUCCAAGUCGCGCUCCCCGCGUAGAAAUGCGAGCCCAACUCCAAGGAGUCUCUUUGCGUCUCAUUUGACUCCGGAAAAAGCCAGAUUGGAGGAAGAAAACAAGGAAAAUAAGGGAUGGCUCUCGUAUAGAGAUAGCUCAUCGAAGUGGUUGGAUUCUCCUCCCGGCUUCCCGAAUGAUCAGACGCAGUGCUAUCGAAAUGCUGCGCUGCAAGCCCUUUUUGGAUUGGAACCCUUUGUUCAAGAUCUAUGUCGGGCGCGGAAGAAUCUUCCUAGUGGCGAGGAUGCGUGCGCCGAUGAACGUGUUCUCGCAGAACUAGUGAAUGUGUUCCUUGCGCGGGAAGCGAAAGAUAAGGAGAAGCUUGAUGUCGCCCUUCGUCGUUUGAAUUCGUGUGUCUCGAGAAAGUCGUGCGGAAAUUUUUGCGUGGAUCGCAUGAACGACGCAAACGAAUACCUUCAUUUACUACUGAGCUGCUUAUCCGACUUGGCCGAUAAGAACAAGCGUCUGGGGGAUCCAGAGAAGGAAGCCAAGGCUACUCCCCCGCCUCCUCCGAAUUCUCCGGAACCCGUUUCUCCCCUUGAGAUCAACCCAAUCAUGUCAAACUUCGGCUUCAAAGUUACGAAAACCCUGAAGUGCGAGUCGUGCGGGAAAGAAACAAAGAAGGAGCAGGAGGAAGAGAAAGAGCUUUUCUUGAACAUGGGAGACUCUCAUGGGAAGCGGGGAAACUUACGAGAUUUUUUGAAUACCUGCUUCCAUGACGAGGUGGUCGACCGAAAGUGUGACAACGAUGGUUGCGACGGAAGGAGAACGACUGUGCGCACUAGACUCAGCCAGCUACCGCGAAUUCUGUUUCUGAAUUUGAAACGCUAUGAAUACCGCGACAACGAAGCGCAUAAAACCAUUGCGAAAGUUGUCAUUCCGAAGUUUUUAUCGGUCGAGAGCAUCAUUCCAGAAAGUGGGGUCGAGACGCCCAUGUGGGAACGAGUACCAGUCAGCCCAAUGAAACCGCGAGACGUGAUCAGUUCAAGCGCACAUACGCCUGAUUCUCAGCAAACUGCGCCAGGACCUUCGACUCCAACGGCAAAUUCCGUGGUUGACCUAGCCUGUCAUGAUUCUGGUUAUUCUUCUAUUGAAGAGGAUGCCGAUUUACAACGCGCCGUGCAGGAAAGUUUGAGGUACAUGAAGACUCCGGUUCAUGAUGCUGACGAGUCUCCUGAUAUGGAGGUGGACAAAACUGAGGAUGAGUUGAAGUGUGAUGCUGAGGUCAACGUGGAAUCGGAUUAUGACGACGCAGUCAGCGGUGUCAAUUCAGGUCUUCGUUAUCGUCUCGUUGGUGUAAUUUCACAUGUGGGAGAGAGAACGGCUUCUGGUCACUACACAGCGGACGUGUAUAAAGCGUCGGAAGACGCGUGGUAUCACUGCGAUGACAUGUCAGUCAGCAAGAAGAAUGAGCACACUGUAUUGAAUGGUCGAAAUCUCAGCCAAGGAUACAUUUUUUUCUACAUGAAUCAGAAUGUUUUGGAAGUUGCGAGCGGGAAAAAUUGUCUCGAGCGAUUAUUGGAAGCUGCGGAGCCCAUGUCGCCGGGAUGCGUUGCAUCAGAGCACCAAGUUCUCCCUGGCGGUCGUGGUCGUCCUCUAAGGCCGAGCAAUGAAAUAUCGACCGCGAGGAACAGCGGGGCGUCCGUGCCGCCACCGGACGGCGGCGCCGCAUGGCUCGUCGUCGUAUUCGGCUUUUUCGCACACGCAGUGAUCGACGGGAUCAUCGUGAGCUACGGGAUACUGAUGGUUGAACUGAUGAAGGAGUUUGAUGGUUACGGACGCGCAGUCGUGGCUGGGAUCGGUUCCCUGAUGGUCGGGAUUUCUCUGUCGAUCGGUCCCGUUUCUGCUGCUGCGGUGAAUCGUUUCGGGCUUCGAAGCUGCGCUCUGUUCGGGUGUUUGACAGGGGCCUUGGGCAUAUUGCUGAGUUCGUAUGCUCAGCACGUUGCGCUCCUGUUUAUUUUCUACGGAAUCAUGUCUGGGGCCUUGGGCAUAUUGCUGAGUUCGUAUGCUCAGCACGUUGCGCUCCUGUUUAUUUUCUACGGAAUCAUGUCGGGUGCCAGUGUGGGCAUGGUCAUUAUGACAGCCGUCGUCGCACCGAGUUUCUACUUUGAAAAGCGUCGCGCUUUGGCCACGGGCCUGGCCACGUGUGGUUCCGGGAUCGGCAUGCUCGUCUUCCCACCGUUGCAACAAAUGCUCUUCCAAAGCAUUGGCUGGCGGUACGCACUCAUGAUCGACGCGGCACUUGUGGCCACUGUGUCGCCGUUGUGCGUCUCGAUGCGUCCAUUGAACCUUGUGAAGCCAUUGCCGAUCACCGAGUCCAUCAUGAGCGUUUUUCCCGCGGAUGGACGAGAUGGUGUUACGACUGACGUGAAAAGUGACUCGGCGCAUCAGAAAGCCGGCGAUCGAGCCAAAGAAAUGACCAGCUCGAAUAUUUUCGAGCAUUGUUUGACGGGAGAUGACGAAAUCUGCAAGGCAUUAGGAGCGAAAGAGUCGCUCAAAACUCUUUAUCGUCGCACAUCGACGCCUCACUUAUUGGAAAACAAGCUGAAUGUUAGCGGCGGAACAAGUACACUUGCUGCUGCUGAUUCUCAACGGGUCUCCGAAAUAUCAAAAGCAAUGGAUUCAGAAAGAAAAGAUUUUAUCGCCUUUCCGACGGAUUUUACCUCCUGCAAGUUGAGAUCACCCACCGGAGCCGAAAUUACUUGCCAGAAAGUUGAUGAAUUGGCUGCUUCAGUUUCUGUUCAUGAAACAGAAAGGUUUGAGGAGAGCAUAGCUUCGGAUAUAAAAGCUCCAAACCUGAAGAAAGGCGACGAUUCGGAACCAUCAAUCGCCAAUCCACGACUGGGAGAAUACAUCUUGGAAAGUGGCACCAAGCCCUUGACUCAAGGAACCAUCCUGAAAGAGCUGAUGUCGAGAUAUCGGGCUCAGACAGUUCCUGGUAUGACCAAUACGGGAUUAUCGACACCAGCUGCGAGCAAGGGAGAAACUUCUCAGUUGUCUCCCAAUGCUUUUGAAGUUGGGCGACGAAAUCGGUCCAUGAUUUCUAAUGUGACGAACUUCAGCACCAAGAUCUCCAAGCCCUUGUUCCGGAAAGAUAUUUUUUAUACUGGCAGCAUUCAACAUUUGGCCGAAUUCCAGGAAAAGGGUUCAAUGACUGCUUACCGGGAUUCGGUGAUAGAAGUUCCGGACGCAGCGUUGAAGGAGUUGAUCCAAGCUGAAGUGGUGCUGGACGUGGAACAAACGGGAAAACCGAUGCGAUUUGUUGCGAAAUCGAGGAGGCGGUAUUUUCCCGAGUACUUGCGGACAACGUUGACGAAUCUAUUGAGAUUCAGCUUGCUGAAAAAUUUGGCAUUUCGCUAUUUUUGCCUGUCUGGAUUCCUGGCCUGUCUUGGUUUCGUCGUUGCCCCUUGUUAUCUCGCGGAUUUGAUGAUGUCGAGAGGCUACACGCUGCAACAGGGUGCAUUGGGACUAUCUAUUAUCGGUGGCUUCAAUACCAUCGGAAGGAUCAUUUGCGGAUGUUUAGCUGACAGUCCGAGAACUAAACCACUGGGCUUGUACAUUGGAGCAUUCGCCGUUUGUGGGAUUUCAACUGCGGCUUUGCCUUUUGCGACGAACUCAAUGAUCACCAUGUUGCCGUUUUUCAUUCUCUAUGGUCUCGGGUUUGCGACUGCGGUCAUGCUGAGGUCGAUCUUGUUGGUCAAAUAUGUGGGGCUGGAGAAUUUGACGAGCGCCUUUGGUCUUUACUUGCUGUUCACUGGCGUCGCCACCGCAAUAGCACCUCCUUUGGCUGGUGUGAUCCACACUUACGCUGGCGACUUCACGUACGUGUUCAUGGUCGCUGGCAUUGCCAUGUUCAUUGGCGCGCUAACAUUGAUUCCUCUCAAAUUUAUUGACCGUUAUGCUCCUAACCAACCCACAAUGGCGGCGUCGAGCUUGUGAUGAAAUGGUGCUGUGUUGCAUUUAUUCAACUCAAUUGUUGAAUAAUGAACUACUCCUGAGUGAAAUAAAUUUGAUCCGGAUAAUAA